Messenger RNA from Gordionus sp. m RMFG-2023, 1603 nucleotides. RefSeq names its product CTD small phosphatase-like protein 2-A. NCBI's taxonomy places the organism in Eukaryota, Metazoa, Nematomorpha, Gordioida, Chordodea, Parachordodidae. Bases 193 to 942 code for a protein of 249 amino acids. The record is from RefSeq and is a predicted model, not a curated record. The transcript is spliced from 6 exons. Gene Ontology annotation, molecular function: phosphoprotein phosphatase activity.
CUCAUUUCUUCCAGAAACACUUGAAUAUUUUUGAAGAUUGCAAGAUUUGUUUUUAAUGCAAUAAAUUAUUAAUUCAAUUAAUAUUUAAUUUAACACCUUAGCAAUAAAAGAUACAUAUAAAAUCAUCAUAAAUUCAAUUAUUUGAAAAAAACCCAUAUUCUUUUCCACUCAAUCUUCUAUUAUACAAAAAAUAUGGAUGACCACCAGGAACAGAUAAUUUUUGACGAAACGUCGCCUUUUCACAAUCCUUACCCAACCUUUGACCAUUCUCGCCUUGUAUUUCAAUCGCCAGUUGAUGGUUCCAAUCUGGAAGGUCUCGAUGUCAAUGUGGAGAAUCUCGAUAAUAUUGAAAUUGACUCUUUUUAUGCCGAUCAGCUUCCCUUCAUUCCUCCUAUUCCUCCUUGCAACGAUAAGUAUUCGUUAGUGUUGGAUCUAGACGAAACACUGGUUCAUUGCGCCCUCGUUCCACUUCCCGAAUCGCAAAUGAGUUUCAAAGUCACCUUUCAAGGCGUUCUUUAUGAAGUUUACGUGAAACUCAGACCUCACUUCAAAGAAUUUUUGGAGCGAGUGUCCGAAAUAUUCGAAGUUAUUUUGUUUACCGCUUCCAAAAAAAUUUACGCCGAAGCUCUUAUGGAUAUACUAGAUCCGGAUAAAAAAUUGAUAAAGUUUAGACUGUUUAGGGAACACUGCGUAUGCGUUCACGGUAAUUACAUUAAGGAUUUGGCCAUCCUCGGACGCGAUUUAUCGAAAACAAUCAUCAUAGACAAUUCGCAAGUUGCUUUUUUGUACCAACCCGAAAAUGGGAUCUUGAUCAAUUCGUGGUUCGACGACAAAACAGAUAACGAAUUACUCAAACUUUUGCCUUUUUUAGAAGAAAUUCCGAAAAGGACUGAAGACGUAAGAAUUAUGAUUAAACAAUUUACUCAAGCAAAAACCGGAUAAAAUUUUGAAAAAGCAAAAUCCACACCCUUUCCAUAUUUCUUUUUUAGUCAAACAUUUAUAAUCACCAGUAUUUCUCAACCUAUGAAAUCUCAAUCUCAAAUUUUUUUAUACAUAUAUUUAAUUUAUUCAAAUAAUUUAUUCCUUCGAAUGCAAAAGAAAGAAAAAAAAUUUUUUAUCUUAUUUUUUUCCCUGGUGUGUAAAUAUAUUCCAAAUUUUUUUUUAAAAAAAAAUGCAGUAUUUUUUUAUUUAAACUAUGACAAAUUUUUUUUAAAAAAGUAUGAAAAAUUAUUAGUAAAAAUCGUAAAAAUCAAACAUUUUUUUUAACAAAUGCUUUAAUUUUUAAUUAUGUGAAAUACAUUUAUAUUAUGCCUGUUUUAUAUUUAUAAAUUUGUCAAUAUUUAAUUAUAAUUUUUUAUUGAAUGUGUUUGGGUGAUUUCAUUUUUUAAUAGUUCUUUCUAUAUGCAAAAUAUAAUAUAUUUUUGGGGUUUAAGCUUCCAAAUGGUAUUUAUUUAAACGACAAAUUAGAUUUUUAUUCUAAAAAAUAAAAAUAUUAUAUAUAAUAUUUUUAAAAAUACUUCCCGACGCAAUAGUUUUUAAAAAAAAUCAACCUUAUUAUCUCAAUUUAUAUUUUUUUGAAUUUAAUUGAAUUCCUUGUCUAUAA